Molecule: messenger RNA, 2227 nt
Organism: Coccinella septempunctata (seven-spotted ladybird)
Lineage: Eukaryota; Metazoa; Arthropoda; Insecta; Coleoptera; Coccinellidae
Product: nose resistant to fluoxetine protein 6-like
Exons: 12
Coding region: 161-2101 (646 amino acids)
Molecular function (GO): acyltransferase activity, transferring groups other than amino-acyl groups
Source: RefSeq, a predicted model, not a curated record
GAAUGCUUGUUUAUCGACAAUUUUAAAUUUACCAUCAAUAACGAAUUAAUUAUAAAUUACAAAAAAAUAGUAAAGUCCAAUUCAGUCUCAUUUAGGCAGUAAAGAGCGGGUCAUAUGAAGUUUCGAAGACUGCCCUCAACAGUUCUCGUUAAUUUCGACCAUGGGAAUGCUUCUGUUAAUUUUAGUCUUUUGUACAAUAUCGAUCACAAAAAGUGGUGGUGUCACAGAUAAGGAAUAUGCCAAUUUACCUCCAGUUUUUGAACAGGAUAAUUUCGAGAGAUGCCUCUUACUCAAGGACGAGGCUUUAUAUUGUUAUGUGGAGUACCACGUGAAACCCAUAGAUCCAGAAAAUGCGAGCAUAACGUGGACCCAUAUACAAGACUUAUCAGCUAACCCGAAGAAUUAUCGUCAUGACAUUUUGAGACACGGUGUUUGCAUACCUUUUUCCUGUCCUAAUAUUUCGAGAUCGCACCGAGAUCCGGAAUUCAGAAGAGAUUUAGCCGAGUGCAUAAACAGGAAAUAUAAGCAUUUAGGCAUAUACGGGACAGUGGAGCAUGAUUAUUGCCAAACCGAUGAACCUCCGAAGUAUGACUUUCUCGACAGAUUGGCUGCGGUACUUCUGAUCGUUUACGUUUUAUUCGUACUUUUUGCAUCAUUCUACGAAGGAUUCGCAAGAUACAAAACACCCGAAGAAUAUUUAAGUAUCACAACGAGUCGAUAUGGAAAACUCGUGUCCUGCUUUUCAAUACCCAAGAAUUGGGAAAGGCUGAAAACUAUCGAAUGGACGCCAGAAAAUUAUAAGUUGAAAGGUGUUCACGGUUUCAGAUUCUAUAAUAUGUUCUUAGUUAUUGCAGUUCAUGCAGCUGUACUCUGCGUUGCCGGACCAAUUUCGAAUACAAAGUUUAUUGAAGGGUUAUUCCAUCAUCGUUAUAUGAUGUUCAUGGCAAGUGGACCUUUUGGCGUUUCUACUUUUUUUCAAAUCUCCUCGAUGCUGCUUACUUUUAGUGUCCUGAACCAUUUCAAUGAGAAAAGUGAGAAAGAACUAACUCUGAAAACAAUUUUUUGGAUUGUAAUUUAUAGGUAUCUAAGACUCACUCCUACGAUGGCUUUCAUCCUGUUCCUUCAUUCUACUAUUUUACCACACUCAGGGAGCGGACCGAUGUGGAACGAGUACUUGGGGAUUGAUAGAAGAAAUUGUCGAAAGAAUGGUUGGACAAACUUGUUAUAUAUCAACACUUGGGUUAAUACUUCCGAAAUGUGUAUGCUCGAAACAUGGUAUUUGUCAGUGGAUAUGCAAGCUUUCAUUUUGGUUCUUGUUUUUUUAUACUUCACUGCAAAGAGUCCAAAACGUUUUUGGUCGUUUUUGAUCAUAGCAUGGAUUCUACAUCUCAUCUACGUAGCCUGGCAUGUAUAUAGCAAAGCCGUAUUCUAUUUUAUGAGGCCAUAUCCAGAGAACAUGUAUAUAAUAAAAGGCUUGUACGAGGAAGAUGGAGUCUGGAUCAAUACUUUAGCCCACGGUCCUAUGAACUACGCGAGUACUUUUGUUGGAGUAGCAGUUGGAUUCGUGCUUUCUAAAUACGACAAAGUCCCAACGCCCAGUUCGAGAAUAGGACAAAUUUUGUACUGGUUUGGAGUUUGGGGAGUAGCAGUUUCAAUCGUUGGAAUCCCAGGAACGUGGCUCUACUCAAAAAAUUACUACGACAGUUACUGGUUUUCCAUUCCUUACCUUACAUUUUCACCAACUAUUUACAGCGCAGCUAUAGCUUUGGGAUCACUUGGAAUCGCUGCAGGACAUGGAUGGAUGACAAAGUGGGUUUUAGAAUGGCGACCUACCUAUUUCCUAGGCAGAAUAAGUUACUCUACAUUCCUAGCACAUUACCCACUACUCUUUUAUAUCUUAGGAUCAUCUAAAAAUUUGAUGAGUGUUAAUGAAAUCAACAUACUACUUGAAACAGGAAAAAUCCUUUCGAUUAGCUUAGUAUGUGGAUUGAUGUUGUCUCUUUUCAUAGAGUAUCCCGUAUCUGCGUUUUCAUCGCUUUUAUUAAAGGAUAAAAUAGUGAAUGAAACCAAAAAGAAUGAUAUAAAACCGAAGACGUCGUAAUUUUAUAACCAAACAGUGCUCAAUAAUGUGAUCAUUGUUGAACUGCACAAGAAUUCCAUUUAAUUUAUCUUUAAAUCUAGAAAGACUGUGAAAAAUAUUGUAAAUAAAAGAGCUUUCCUGAAAGAA